CAAUUAUAUUAGAUUAGGCAGAUCAGAGAGUGAGAGAGAGCGCUGCAAGUAGAGUGUGAGGCAUGCCUCCUUGGCUGUUCUCCCCAAGUAUCAUCCUUGUCGAUUUGCGUUACAGGCAUUGAAUCCAAAAACCAUCCCUUCACUUCUUUUGUAGUCACUACUCAAGUUCUUACUUGUAAGUUCUGCUCUCCCCCUACCAUCUGUGCAAUCAAACUGGGAUUGGCAUCUGGCAUUGUCCUAAUCUUUUACCUUAUUCCUCCUCCUCUUUUUGGCACAAUCACCGCCUAAAACCACACCACAUCCAUAACCAUCACGCGACCCAAUUUACUGUAUGGAUCAUAUCUUCUGCUGCACUUCCACUCUCAAUAUUCUCAGUCUUCUUGUUCUGCUUCUCACCACUAGAGGCGUUUCGGGUGCUACAUUUACGUUUGUGAACAGAUGUGAUUACACUGUGUGGCCAGGCAUUCUCGCAAAUGCAGGCAGCCCCAGGCUCGACAGCACUGGGUUCGAGCUCCCAAAGGAUAGUUCCCGUUCCUUCCAAGCCCCCACCGGCUGGUCCGGCCGGUUCUGGGGUCGGACGAAUUGUAAUUUCGACGGAUCCGGAUCAGGGUCGUGCCUCACUGGCGACUGCGGCUCCGGACAAGUCGAGUGCAAUGGACUUGGAGCCGCCCCGCCCGCCACUCUUGCCGAGUUUACGCUCGGGUCUGGUGGGCAGGAUUUCUACGACGUCAGCUUGGUGGACGGGUACAACCUUCCCAUGAUCGUUGAAGGUACUGGCGGAUCGGGUGCAUGCGAUUCGACCGGAUGCGUCUCUGAUCUGAACCAACAAUGCCCCUUGGAGCUGAGGGUCGGGGACGGUAGCGCCUGUAAGAGCGCGUGCGAGGCGUUCAGGAGCCCCGAGUACUGCUGCAUCGGCGAGUAUGGCACGCCCGCUUCUUGUAGGCCCUCGGUGUACUCGGAAAUGUUCAAGUCCGCGUGUCCGAGAUCGUAUAGCUACGCGUACGAUGAUGCUACGAGUACGUUCACCUGUACCGGUGCCGAUUAUACGCUGACGUUUUGCCCUUCGUCUCCAAGUCAGAAAUCUUCAAGAGAUCCAACCCCAACAGCAUCAGCAACCUCUCUGGGGUCCGGGUCAGGAUAUUACUCUGUUUCGGGUUCAGGGUCAGGUGAAGGAUCAGAUACCGGUUCAGGGUCAGCUGAAGGAUCAGAUACCGGUUCAGGGUAUUCCGUUUCUGGUUCAGGUUCAGGGUCAGGAGAAGCCACGAUCGCAGAUGGGUCAUGGUUAGCUGGUUUGGCCAUGGGAGACUCACCAAGAACACUUUCUCCUUCAACCUUCCAAUCUGCAUUAAUAGCCUGGGCUACUUUGUCUCUCACCCUCUCAUUGCAAUUUUUGUAGCCCCUCUUAGCUGCACUUGACCUUAAGUCAUGGCUUUUGCUAUGCUGUGCUGAGUGUGUCUCAGAUUUGCAGUCUUUUGCUGGGAAAGCUGACAGAUUCCUCCAGAUUGUAAAACAUCCAAUUCUACUCCGAGGGUCCCCCCAAGAAAAAAGUUCGACGUUAUAUAUAUACUGGAAGUGUUUGUAUUAUUUAUAUCUAAUUUUCAUUUCCUUUUCCUUUCGAACUUAAACAUUUUUAGGUUCUGCAUCAUUAUCCCGGGGUUAAAACAAAAAGAAAAAAACAAAUCAGGGAGGUUGGCUGUUUUCUGGUUGUGAAUCUGUCGUAAAGAGAGGAAAGAAAGAGGUGUUUGAGAGUGUCAUGUGAAUUCAUGAGUAGGAUGGUUUGUUGUCUCUGGGAGGAGGGAUAACUUUGUGGCCUUGCGGGCGUUGCAAGUUUUAUGUUGCUUUGGCAUUUUGUCUUUCGUCUGUUGAAGAAGGGAAUUUCUUGAA
This is a messenger RNA of Carya illinoinensis, 1884 nucleotides long. RefSeq names its product thaumatin-like protein 1. Bases 332 to 1396 code for a protein of 354 amino acids. Gene Ontology annotation, cellular component: extracellular region. Gene Ontology annotation, biological process: defense response. The record is from RefSeq and is a predicted model, not a curated record. The transcript has 3 exons. Lineage: Eukaryota; Viridiplantae; Streptophyta; Magnoliopsida; Fagales; Juglandaceae.